AUGGCCCAUAAAAAGAAGACAACGUCUUCAAAAUCGGGAAGUGUGAAGCCCUCAUCUGAACAACAGACCACUGAAACUACCCCAGAUUUAUUUAUCGAAAAAGGUCCAGUAAGACCGUACAUCGUCACAGAACCACCAAAGGAACUUACCGCCUCUCGUACCAUCACAACAAUGAAGGAAAAACUAAUGUUAUUAGCAUUAAUAGUCUUCACUGCAUCCAUCAGAUUACCAAGAUUAUCUCAACCUAAUAGCGUCGUCUUUGAUGAGGUUCAUUUCGGUAAAUUCGCUUCCUAUUACAUCAAGGGAGAAUUCUUUAUGGACGUGCAUCCUCCAUUAGCCAAAAUGUUAUAUGCUGGUGUCGCUGCCCUUGCCGGAUUCAAAGGUGAUUUCUUAUUUCCAGAAAUCGGUGCUCUAUAUCCAAAGGACGUCCCAUAUGUAGUUAUGAGAACGUUCUCAGCUGCAUUGGGUUCAUGUACCGUCAUCUUAUUAUAUUUAACCUUACGUGCUUCCGGUGUUAGAUCUUGGAUCGCCUUCGUUUGUGGGUUAUGUUUUGCCAUUGAAAAUUCAUAUGUUACUAUCUCUCGUUAUAUCCUUUUGGAUUCUCCUUUGAUUUUCUUCAUCGCAGCCUCUGCAUAUGCCUUUAAGAAAUAUGAAACUUAUCAUUCCUUCUCAAUUGGAUCCCUUAAAACUUUGAUCGCUACUGGGCUUUGCCUUGGUAUGGCUGCCUCUUCCAAAUGGGUGGGUUUGUUUACCAUCGCUUGGAUCGGUCUACUUUGUAUUUGGAGAUUAUGGUUCAUGGUCGGUGAUUUAUCUAAAUCGGUUAAAUCUGUCUUUAUGAUUGCCAUAAUGAAAUUAGUAUGUUUAUUAGGUAUCCCGACAAUCUUAUAUCUUUUAUUUUUCCAAGUCCAUUUCCAAAGUUUACGUUUCGAAGGUGAUGGAUCAAGUUUCUUAUCAUCUGAAUUUAGAUCAGCUUUGAUUGGUAAUACAAUCCCUCAAAAUAUGGUGUAUGAUGUAGGUGUUGGUUCUAUGGUCACAUUACGCCAUACGGGGACUAUGGGUGGUUAUUUACAUUCUCAUCAGCAUAAUUAUCCAGUUGGCUCUGAACAACAACAAAUUACUCUAUAUCCACAUUUAGAUUUCAAUAAUGAAUGGAUCAUUGAAAGUAAUAAUGCACCAGGUGUUACUUUUAAAUCCUUCCAUAACUUAUCCGAUGGUACUGUUAUUAAAUUAUUACAUCCGGGUACCCAAUGUAGAUUACAUUCUCAUGAUCAUAAGGCUCCUGUAUCCGAAAACAGUGAUUGGCAAAAGGAAGUUUCUUGUUAUGGUUACCCAGGUUUCACUGGUGACGGUAAUGAUGAUUGGAUCAUUGAAAUUGAUAAAUCAAAAUCUGUUCCAGGUGAAGCUCAAGAACGUAUCAUUGCCAUCAACACUAAAUUCAGAUUAAAACAUGCUUUAUCGGGUUGUUAUUUGUUCUCUCAUGAAACUAAAUUACCUGAAUGGGGGUUCCAACAACAAGAAGUCACAUGUGCUCAUUCAGGUAAGGCUUAUUUAACUCUUUGGUACAUUGAAGGUAGUGAAAAUCCAUUAUUGCCAGAAGAUACUAAACGUAUUUCUUACAAGGCGCCAUCAUUCUUACAAAAAUUCAUCGAAUCUCAUCAAAAAAUGUGGCAUAUCAACAGUAAUUUAGUUGAACCUCAUUAUUUCGAAUCGUUACCAACCUCAUGGCCUUUAUUAAGCCGUGGUAUCAGUUAUUGGGGUGAUGAUACCCAUCACAAGACUGUUUACCUAUUGGGUAACGCCAUCGUAUGGUGGUCCGUAUCUGCAUUUAUUGUCGUAUUUGCCAUUGUUGUUCUUUAUGAGUUGAUAUCAUGGCAAGUCGGUAAGAGUAUCUUACAAGAUUCAAACGUUGUCAAUUUCCAUGUUCAGGUCAUCCACUAUUUAUUAGGUUUUGCCAUUCAUUUCGCUCCAUCAUUCUUAAUGAAACGUCAAAUGUUCUUACAUCAUUAUUUACCAGCUUAUUAUUUCGGUGUCUUGGCUUUGGGUCACGCAUUAGAUAUUACAUGUACCCAUGUCUUAAAGAGAAAGAAGACUUUCGCCUAUAUAUUUUUAGGUGUGUUUUUCUGCGCUUCAUAUUAUUUCUUUAACAAUCAUACAGCAAUCAUCUACGGUGAUGAAUGGACAAAAGAAGCCUGUAAAAGUUCAAGAUGGGUUUCAACAUGGGAUUACAACUGUGACAUCUUCUUGGAUAAAUACGAAGAUUAUGCCACCUUAGAAUUGGAAACUGAAGAGACUCCAUUGCGAACAAUGCCGUAUCCAACCCUGUCUUCUGAAUCAUCGCCAGUAAUUGAAAUCAAUAAAAACGUUGUUGAAUUAGAAGCUGAAAAAGUUGAACGUCAAAAACCAAGUGAUGCUCCCCCAGUUCCAGGCAAAGAAACGUACGAUGAUAUAAUGAAGCAGCCAGGUGCAAAAAUUUUCAAGGAUCAAUAUGGUAAUAGUAUUGAUCCAGAUGUUGCUAAACAAUGGUUACAACAAGAAGGUGGAUCUAUCCUAAGAGUGGAGAAGAAAACUGUCAAGACAAAACUACCAAAAAACUAA
Naumovozyma dairenensis CBS 421 is the source of this 2595-nucleotide messenger RNA. RefSeq lists its product as uncharacterized. Gene Ontology annotation, biological process: protein O-linked glycosylation via mannose. The transcript has a single exon. Gene Ontology annotation, cellular component: membrane; endoplasmic reticulum. Gene Ontology annotation, molecular function: dolichyl-phosphate-mannose-protein mannosyltransferase activity. Lineage: Eukaryota; Fungi; Ascomycota; Saccharomycetes; Saccharomycetales; Saccharomycetaceae. The record is from RefSeq and is a predicted model, not a curated record. Bases 1 to 2595 code for a protein of 864 amino acids.